AUGGCGACAACGAUCUCUAAUCUUCCGAGGGAGUUGAUAGAGGAGAUUCUUUCUAGGGUUCCCUUGAGAGCCAUGAAAGCAAUGAGAUUAACUUGCAAAAGUUGGAACAAUUUAUCUAAAAGUGAGAGUUUUAUGAAGAUGCACAUUGGUAAAGCUGCAACAAGAGAAGAGAAGACCAUGAUGGUUGCGGUGAUGCCUCACACUCUUGCUUUAGUGAGCGUUGUCGUCGACGGCGUUAAUCCAUCUACAGAGCUUAAAGGUCAGUUUAGUUUCCUUGACAAGGAAUUCUUUAUAUAUCGAGUCAUCCACUAUGAGGGUUUGCUGUUAUGUAUUUUGAAAGACGCUACUAGGAUUGUGGUUUGGAAUCCGUAUUUGGGGCAAGAAAGGUGGAUCCAAAUCAGAUAUUCUCACCGUCCACAUGGUGUAGACCAUUUCAAAUAUGCUGUUGGAUACGCCGACAAGGUAUCUUGUCGUAGCGUUAAAUUACUGAGGUUUUUAGAUUAUUUCCACAAAGCAUCCGAUAAACCAUUUUUUUGGUAUGAAAUCUACGAUUUUGACUCUUGUUUAUGGACAACUCUUGAUAUCACUCCACAUUGGGGUAUAUCUUGGACUUACCCUAGAGUUUCCCUUAAGGGAAACACUUACUGGCCUGCUAGAGAAAUGAACACAAAAGGUUUCCAAGAUCACAUAAUCUGUUUUGAUUUUACAAGUGAGAGAUUUGGUCCGCUUCUACCUCUACCUAGGGCUCAAGGAUGUCAUGUGAGUUUAUCUUGUGUUAAAGAAGAGAAGCUUGCAGUUUUACUUAAGCACCGGCUGCACCACGAUUCAUACGAAUAUGAGUUUGAGAUAUGGAUUACGACUAAGAUUGACGUCGAAAUGGUGUCGUGGAGCAAGUUCUUGAGAAUGGAUAUGAGACCUAAGAUAAAGCUUCCACUUAGUUUCUACGUUGACGAAGAGAAGAAAGUUUUCAUGGGUUUUGAUCAUGGGGAAUAUCCCAAGUUAUUUCUUAACAUCAUUGGAGAGACUGGAUUCUUAAGAAAAUUGGAUCUCGGAGUACAUGAAGGCCACCGUUCGCCAUGCUCUUAUGUUCCAAGUUUGGUCCAAAUCAAGCAUCCUGCAGGAGACAAAAUGAUAAAACAAAGUAGUUUAGAAGACCGUCGAUUUGCUCAAAACAGUUUGAGACUUGCUGCAAUUGAAAAGCUCAUCAAUUAG
Molecule: messenger RNA, 1212 nt
Organism: Arabidopsis thaliana (thale cress)
Lineage: Eukaryota; Viridiplantae; Streptophyta; Magnoliopsida; Brassicales; Brassicaceae
Product: F-box and associated interaction domains-containing protein
Exons: 1
Coding region: 1-1212 (403 amino acids)
Source: RefSeq, marked reviewed